GGCCUUUGUCUUCCCUCUCUCUCCCCUCGUCCUCCUCCUCCCGCUGUCAGACAGUGGCAGUCUGGAGCUCCAUGGGGAGAGAGGGGGCCUCGGGUUGUAUGAAAGCCCAGCGGGGGCAGCCUGGCUGGGGCCUGGCCUGGCUGGAGGCCCUGAUGAUGGGAGAGCUGGAGAGAAAGAGUGCAGAGGUGCGUGUUGCAAAGAAAGAGAAGGAGAAGUUGCGGCGAGCGAAGGAAGAGCUGGAGGAGAGGAAUUCACAGCUCAAGCGACAGCUCUCCAUCGCUGCGGAGAUGAUGACCGAUCUUCGACGAGAAGUGAUUGAGAAACAGAGGGAGCUGACCUCGAAGGAACGACAGGUGUGUGAGCUGAGUGUGUUCCUGAGAGACACGGCACUGAAGGAGGCCGACGCCAAGCUGCGCCUGCAGGAGUUUAUCGAGGAGCUGCUGGAGAGGGCCGUGACCGCCGAGACCCUCCUGCUGGACCAACACACACAAGCGCAAUCACGUUACGCUCGCUCACGCUCACGCUCACACUCCCAGUCACACUACACUCCUGUCCUCACCCACCAAACGUACUUGCGCUAUGCACACACCCCACACUGCAGGAGCUCUGGGGCCGGGAUGAAUGGGAGCUACCAGAGGAGUCAGAGUGUCUCUGUUGUGUCGGGACACACGUAUCAGCAACAUGUGUCUCCUGAUAAGAGGUGGCCGCGGGGGGUGAAGCGGACCCUAUCACUGGGCUCAUGUAUGUGCGAGCGAGGGUGUGUGUGUGGGAGGAGAUGGUGUCUGUGCGAGAGAGGGUGUGUGUGUGUGAGCUCCGACGAGGGAGACGACUCAUGGUCAGCUGACACCUCAGAGCUGAGUUUGUGGCCACACACACCGAGCAGAGAUGUCUCUCAGGCUGUCUGUCCCUUCUGCAGUAAGCCGAGCCGCUCUCUGGAGUGUGUGUGUAUAGCGCUGAGGUGUGUGUUUGCGUACCUGGACGUGCACACACUGCUGAAUGCUGCUGAGGUAUGUCGGGCAUGGAGGAACGUGUCACGUCACUCAUCGCUCUGGAUCCACGUCACCCUUGAGAACACACACAUCUCCUCUACACUGCUGGUCAGCUUGUCGCGCUGUUGCAACCAGACACGGUCCCUCACCAUGCGGAGCCUCACCGCACCCAGGCGUCACCACGCGAGCGCGGAAGAACACUACAGGAACACACGGGGGUGUCUGGAGUCAGGGUUAGAAGUAUUGCUAAGGGCGACAGGGCGAAGCCUGAUGGAGCUGAACGUGUCCGACUGCCCCAACAUUCUAACUGACCGCUGUGUCUGGCUCGCCAGCUGCUACUGCCGUUCGCUACAGACACUCACAUACAGGAGUGCGACCGACCCUGUGGGGCCAGAGGUGAUUUGGGCGUUGGGUGCAGGCUGUAGGAACAUCACCUGCCUCCAGGUGGCGCCACUACAGCCAUGUCUGCAACCCAGCCGCUUUGGCAACCGGUGUCUUCAGCUCAUAGGCCGAUGCUGGCCACAGCUCAGUGAGGUUGGAGUCGGAGGCGUCGGCUGUGGGGUGCAGGGACUGGCCUCAUUGGUGAAGAGUUGUGUGUCCCUCAGGAGUCUGCAGCUGCAUGGUGUGUGUGAGGUGAGUGUGUCUGUGGCGCAGCAACUGUGCAGGGAGGGGCUGCGUUGCCUGGAGACCCUGGAGUUCCACUCGACCCCCGUCAGUCCAGACGCGCUGCUGCACUUUCACAGCAUGUGUGGCCAGCUGAGACGUGUGUUAGUUCAGGUGAGCAUCAGUGACUACUUCCAGGACCCUGACAGAGAGGAGGCCCACAGACACUUUAACCAGACAGUCAACAAAAUGCAGGCACUCCAGAGUUCUAUCCUCUCAGGAAUCCUUCACCUCAGGCUGGACAGGUGCUCAUCCAUGGAGGGCCAAUGAGGUUCAGCUCAACACUGUGCCACAGACCAACAGAACAUAUCAAACCCAACAAUGUCUGUUGACUCAUCACUACUCACUGUGAUAAGCAAUCUACCUUGUGUUAAAGAUGUCAAAGAAGUCAUCAAACUCAUCACUAAUAACUGCAAUGAACAAUAUAUAGCCUAAUGCACACAGAGGAGGUUGAAGUCUGAAGUCUGGUUGAAGUCGAUACUCAUUGAUAAUCACUGUGAUAAACAAUCUUCUUUGAAUUAUCGAUUUAGCAUAAGCCAUCAGAUUCACCACUAAUUACUGUGAUAUAGAAUAUAUAUUUUAAUGUCCGUAUGCAGAUGCAACAGAAGUCAAUCAGAGUGAUCAAUAAUCACUGCGACAAACAAUCUAAUUUUUUUCUACAGAUGUCAUCACACUCAUCACUAAUUGCGGUGAUAAACAAUCUAUAGCAUAAUGUUUACCAGUUGCAACAGAAGUCGUUCAGACUGUUGUGGACUAUCUGUUUUGUUGGUGAGUGAUGGCUAACCCACCGCCGAUGGUAUGUUCCAGAGUGGGUAGCAUUGCAAACAACAAGCAUCAAUAGCUCCAGAAGCCAUACUAACAUCUCCAGAGCAGAGCUGGGACGUGAGUGAUUAACUUGAGAAGCACUUUAGGCUUUUAGUCACCUCAAACACUGUCUGUUAUUACAAAACUCACUGCGUUAGUCUUUUUAAAGGCACACUGAAAAAAAAGACUAAACCUGUCAUCAACCUCCCUCUCAUUUAUGGACUCCUGUAGUAUAGUUUUACUGAUACUCCCUUCCAAAGUUCUUUGUCCCCUUUAAAACUGUUACAACCUGUUUUUCUGCCAAAUACUAGUGUUCCGCACUAAAGUACAACACAUCUAUUUAAAGUCAUACAAGGCCUAUGCAACUCAGUAGAGCAGCUCUGUUCUGUCAGCUAAAUGUCAGCGUCUGUACUGUGUGUUGAGAUAUCUCCACUGUGCAAUACUACAGCGCUGCUCUUUGAUGUGGCAAUACUAGAGCUGUGUGUAAUCAACUGCACUACUCAUGGUUUGAGCGGAGUAGAGCAGCUGUGUACUACAUUACUUCAGGCUAGCUUUGCACAUAGGACUCUAGUUUCUGUGUUCUGAGGCAGAAAAGGCGUACUUGAGUCAACACAAGCUCACCUUUAAUCAACAUUUCAGCUGUACUGUUGUGGUCUAUGGGGCAGCUGUUCACUAAACUACACUUGGACAUCAAGACAGUGGUUGAGGGGUGGUAGUCAUCAGCUAGAUGUGAGUCCACCUUGUAAUAAUAUGUACAAAUUGUGGGAGUAUGCCAUUUAUUGGAAGCCUGUUCAGAAACAAGUCUGUUUCAGAGUUGACUUGAAUAUGUGCAGGUCAGGCAGCCACAUAGCUGCACAUGGCUGCAUACCAUGCACAGUCUGUAAGUGUGGAAGAUGCAUCACUGUAAGUGGGGCAUGUGUACUUUGCACACUAAAUUAGCUGUAAUCUGAGCGGGCGCCACUGGCUGCCAGUUACAGUUCCGGAUAUCACAACCCCACCACCAGACCAGUCACCCACCUACCCAUCCAUCC
Molecule: messenger RNA, 3487 nt
Organism: Alosa alosa (allis shad)
Lineage: Eukaryota; Metazoa; Chordata; Actinopteri; Clupeiformes; Clupeidae
Product: F-box only protein 41-like
Exons: 12
Coding region: 72-1922 (616 amino acids)
Molecular function (GO): protein binding
Source: RefSeq, a predicted model, not a curated record